This is a messenger RNA of Knipowitschia caucasica, 5610 nucleotides long. The record is from the annotation of a GenBank genome assembly. NCBI's taxonomy places the organism in Eukaryota, Metazoa, Chordata, Actinopteri, Gobiiformes, Gobiidae.
AUGCGCACUUCUGACUGCGCCCUUCCCCCACUCCCCGCAGCCUCCAUCCUCCGCAGCCCGCAGCCCGCAGCACCCGCGGAUCACCGCAAGAAAGAAAGCUCCAGGAGUCAGGAGGAGCGGAGAGAGCGGUGUCUGCGGGGUCCGUGCGGAGUCCUUGCGGGCGCAGAGGACAGAGCUGCUGCUGAGGAGACGGAGCUGGAAGAGGAUGGGAGGGGCGCACACACGUCAAAACACGCACGCGCACUGCGAUACUGGGUCAGGAGGGAGGGAGGGGGGGGGGGGGGGGGCAUUCACCUGAGCCGCCAAAAGCCUCCAGCCCGGGUUGCUCUUAUUGUGACGGUCCUGGGCGGAAGUGCGGUCAGUGCGGAGCGUGAUGGAGCCGUGGAUGCAGGAGAGGCUUUGACUCAGACCGCGGGGGCUUCACGAUGCUCGCAGCCGCUCCAGAGUAGACCCAGGCCGGCCACACGCACACGGACUCCGUUUCCCAGAAUGCCAGAGCAGAGUAAUGACUACAGUGUGGUGGUGUUUGGAGCCGGAGGAGUCGGGAAGAGUUCACUGGUGCUUCGCUUCGUCAAAGGAACAUUCAGAGACACCUACAUCCCCACUGUGGAGGACACGUACAGACAGGUACACAUGGUACUGCACAUGGUACUGCACAUGGUACCACACACCUACAUCCCCACUGUGGAGGACACGUACAGACAGGUACACAUGGUACUGCACAUGGUACCACACACCUACAUCCCCACUGUGGAGGACACGUACAGACAGGUACACAUGGUACUGAACAUGGUACCACACACCUACAUCCUCACUGUGGAGGACACGUACAGACAGGUACACAUGGUACUGCACAUGGUACCACACACCUACAUCCCCACUGUGGAGGACACGUACAGACAGGUACACAUGGUACUGCACAUGGUACCACACACCUACAUCCCCACUGUGGAGGACACGUACAGACAGGUACACAUGGUACUGCACAUGGAACCACACACCUACAUCCCCACUGUGGAGGACACGUACAGACAGGUACACAUGGUACUGCACAUGGUACCACACACCUACAUCCCCACUGUGGAGGACACGUACAGACAGGUACACAUGGUACUGAACAUGGUACCACACACCUACAUCCCCACUGUGGAGGACACGUACAGACAGGUACACAUGGUACUGCACAUGGUACCACACACCUACAUCCCCACUGUGGAGGACACGUACAGACAGGUACACAUGGUACUGCACAUGGUACCACACACCUACAUCCCCACUGUGGAGGACACGUACAGACAGGUACACAUGGUACUGCACAUGGUACCACACACCUACAUCCCCACUGUGGAGGACACGUACAGACAGGUACACAUGGUACUGCACAUGGUACCACACACCUACAUCCCCACUGUGGAGGACACGUACAGACAGGUACACAUGGUACUGCACAUGGUACCACACACCUACAUCCCCACUGUGGAGGACACGUACAGACAGGACACGUACAGACAGGUACACAUGGUACUGCACAUGGUACCACACACCUACAUCCCCACUGUGGAGGACACGUACAGACAGGUACACAUGGUACUGCACAUGGUACCACACACCUACAUCCCCACUGUGGAGGACACGUACAGACAGGUACACAUGGUACUGCACAUGGUACCACACACCUACAUCCCCACUGUGGAGGACACGUACAGACAGGUACACAUGGUACUGCACAUGGUACCACACACCUACAUCCCCACUGUGGAGGACACGUACAGACAGGUACACAUGGUACUGCACAUGGUACCACACACCUACAUCCCCACUGUGGAGGACACGUACAGACAGGUACACAUGGUACUGCACAUGGUACCACACACCUACAUCCCCACUGUGGAGGACACGUACAGACAGGUACACAUGGUACUGCACAUGGUACCACACACCUACAUCCCCACUGUGGAGGACACGUACAGACAGGUACACAUGGUACUGCACAUGGUACCACACACCUACAUCCCCACUGUGGAGGACACGUACAGACAGGUACACAUGGUACUGCACAUGGUACCACACACCUACAUCCCCACUGUGGAGGACACGUACAGACAGGUACACAUGGUACUGCACAUGGUACUGCACAUGGUACCACACACCUACAUCCCCACUGUGGAGGACACGUACAGACAGGUACACAUGGUACUGCACAUGGUACCACACACCUACAUCCCCACUGUGGAGGACACGUACAGACAGGUACACAUGGUACUGCACAUGGUACCACACACCUACAUCCCCACUGUGGAGGACACGUACAGACAGGUACACAUGGUACUGCACAUGGUACCACACACCUACAUCCCCACUGUGGAGGACACGUACAGACAGGUACACAUGGUACUGCACAUGGUACUGCACAUGGUACCACACACCUACAUCCCCACUGUGGAGGACACGUACAGACAGGUACACAUGGUACUGCACAUGGUACUGCACAUGGUACCACACACCUACAUCCCCACUGUGGAGGACACGUACAGACAGGUACACAUGGUACUGCACAUGGUACUGCCACACACCUACAUCCCCACUGUGGAGGACACGUACAGACAGGUACACAUGGUACUGCACAUGGUACCACACACCUACAUCCCCACUGUGGAGGACACGUACAGACAGGUACACAUGGUACUGCACAUGGUACCACACACCUACAUCCCCACUGUGGAGGACACGUACAGACAGGUACACAUGGUACUGCACAUGGUACUGCACAUGGUACCACACACCUACAUCCCCACUGUGGAGGACACAUACAGACAGGUACUCAUGGUACUGCACAUGGUACUGCACAUGGUACCACACACCUACAUCCCCACUGUGGAGGACACAUACAGACAGGUACACAUGGUACUGCACAUGGUAACACACACCUACAUCCUCACUGUGGAGGACACGUACAGACAGGUACACAUGGUACUGCACAUGGUACCACACACCUACAUCCCCACUGUGGAGGACACAUACAGACAGGUACACAUGGUACUGCACAGGGUAACACACACCUACAUCCCCACUGUGGAGGACACGUACAGACAGGUACACAUGGUACUGCACAUGGUACUGCACAGGGUAACACACACCUACAUCCUCACUGUGGAGGACACGUACAGACAGGUACACAUGGUACUGCACAUGGUACUGCACAUGGUACCACACACCUACAUCCCCACUGUGGAGAACACAUACAGACAGGUACACAUGGUACUGCACAUGGUAACACACACCUACAUCCUCACUGUGGAGGACACGUACAGACAGGUACACAUGGUACUGCACAUGGUACCACACACCUACAUCCUCACUGUGGAGGACACGUACAGACAGGUACACAUGGUACUGCACAUGGUACCACACACCUACAUCCCCACUGUGGAGGACACAUACAGACAGGUACACAUGGUACUGCACAUGGUACUGCACAUGGUACCACACACCUACAUCCCCACUGUGGAGGACACAUACAGACAGGUACACAUGGUACUGCACAUGGUACUGCACAUGGUACCACACACCUACAUCCCCACUGUGGAGGACACGUACAGACAGGUACACAUGGUACUGCACAUGGUACCACACACCUACAUCCCCACUGUGGAGGACACGUACAGACAGGUACACAUGGUACUGCACAUGGUACCACACACCUACAUCCCCACUGUGGAGGACACGUACAGUACAGACAGACAGGUACACAUGGUACUGCACAUGGUACUGCACAUGGUACCACACACCUACAUCCCCACUGUGGAGGACACAUACAGACAGGUACUCAUGGUACUGCACAUGGUACUGCACAUGGUACCACACACCUACAUCCCCACUGUGGAGAACACAUACAGACAGGUACACAUGGUACUGCACAUGGUAACACACACCUACAUCCUCACUGUGGAGGACACGUACAGACAGGUACACAUGGUACUGCACAUGGUACCACACACCUACAUCCUCACUGUGGAGGACACGUACAGACAGGUACACAUGGUACUGCACAUGGUACCACACACCUACAUCCCCACUGUGGAGGACACAUACAGACAGGUACACAUGGUACUGCACAUGGUACUGCACAUGGUACCACACACCUACAUCCCCACUGUGGAGGACACAUACAGACAGGUACACAUGGUACUGCACAUGGUACUGCACAUGGUACCACACACCUACAUCCCCACUGUGGAGGACACGUACAGACAGGUACACAUGGUACUGCACAUGGUACUGCACAUGGUACCACACACCUACAUCCCCACUGUGGAGGACACGUACAGACAGGUACACAUGGUACUGCACAUGGUACCACACACCUACAUCCCCACUGUGGAGGACACGUACAGACAGGUACACAUGGUACUGCACAUGGUACCACACACCUACAUCCUCACUGUGGAGGACACGUACAGACAGGUACACAUGGUACUGCACAUGGUACUGCACAUGGUACCACACACCUACAUCCCCACUGUGGAGGACACAUACAGACAGGUACUCAUGGUACUGCACAUGGUACUGCACAUGGUACCACACACCUACAUCCCCACUGUGGAGGACACAUACAGACAGGUACACAUGGUACUGCACAUGGUACUGCACAUGGUAACACACACCUACAUCCUCACUGUGGAGGACACGUACAGACAGGUACACAUGGUACUGCACAUGGUACUGCACAUUGUACCACACACCUACAUCCCAGCUGUGGAGGACACAUACAGACAGGUACACAUGGUACUGCACAUGGUAACACACACCUACAUCCUCACUGUGGAGGACACGUACAGACAGGUACACAUGGUACUGCACAUGGUACCACACACCUACAUCCUCACUGUGGAGGACACGUACAGACAGGUACACAUGGUACUGCACAUGGUACCACACACCUACAUCCCCACUGUGAAGGACACGUACAGACAGGUACACAUGGUACUGCACAUGGUACCACACACCUACAUCCCCACUGUGGAGGACACCUACAGACAGGUACCAUCAGAGACACAGACAGGUACCAUCAGAGACACGGAGAGGUACCAUCAGAGACAUGCAGGUACCAUCAGAGACACAUACAGGUACCAUCAGAGACACGGACAGGUGAUCAGCUGUGAUAAGAGCGUGUGCACGCUGCAGAUCACAGACACUACGGGGAGUCACCAGUUUCCUGCGAUGCAGCGUUUGUCCAUCUCCAAAGGCCACGCCUUCGUCCUCGUCUACUCCAUCACCAGCAGACAGAGCCUGGAGGAGCUGCGGCCCAUCUACCAGCAGAUCGUGUCCAUCAAAGGCAGUGUGGAGACCAUCCCCAUCAUGUUGGUUGGGAACAAGAGCGAUGAGACGAGUCAGCGAGAGGUGGAGCGGAGUCUGGGUGAGGCUCAGGCCAAACAGUGGAAAAGCGCCUUCAUGGAAACUUCGGCCAAAACCAACUCCAACGUCACGGAACUGUUCCAGGAGCUGCUGUCGCUCGAGAAGAAGCGAGACAUGAGCCUCAGCAUUGACGGGAAACGGGGCGGGAAGCAAACACGUGCAGACAGACUGAAGGGCAAGUGCUCCGUCAUGUGA